CAGGGCCAUGAAACUGUUGCUGAAAGUGUGCCAGUGGAAGAGGAACUCCAACUUCGUAUGGAAGAAGGUGAUGAAAGUGUCAUCAUCGAGAUGCCAUCUAUUUCCCACGAAGUGAGCAUUGAGAUGUGCACAUCGACUCCUGUAACUCCUGCAGGAAAAACGCCUCGUAGAGGUGCAAAAAGAAGGCGUGUGGACGUUGGUACCGAGGCCCAAAAAACGUUUUUGGAAAUUGCUCAGACCCAAGCAAAUGCCUUAAAAAUGCUAGCAGAGUCGAGUGCAGCGAAUGUACAAAUAGCAAGUAGACAAGCAGAUGCUUUGAAGUUGUUAGCUGAAACAAGUACGGCGAGUGUGCAGGUAGCGAAAUCGUUGGCCGAAGCUAUGAACACAAUGGGUCAAGGUUUAAAGGCAUGUGCGGAUAUGCCUUUAAUAAUUUAA
Rhagoletis zephyria (snowberry fruit fly) is the source of this 435-nucleotide messenger RNA. RefSeq lists its product as uncharacterized. Lineage: Eukaryota; Metazoa; Arthropoda; Insecta; Diptera; Tephritidae. The record is from RefSeq and is a predicted model, not a curated record.